Molecule: messenger RNA, 2659 nt
Organism: Sabethes cyaneus
Lineage: Eukaryota; Metazoa; Arthropoda; Insecta; Diptera; Culicidae
Exons: 4
Coding region: 89-2659 (856 amino acids)
Molecular function (GO): protein binding
Source: RefSeq, a predicted model, not a curated record
GCGCCAAUGAUUUCAAAAAUUGGCGAAACUGCGGAGAAUAAAAAGGAAGUCUCUUGUAAAUUUCGGGUAGUCUACAGCUUGUUAUGCAAUGUCUUCGCUCAACAUGUUUAACAUCUACGCAACGGAAAUGGAUGGAUGUGACGGAAGUAAUACAGCACUCCAACAAGCUAUAAAGACUGGUAAUCAGGAUCGCAUUGAUACUAUACUAAAAAUGUAUGAAGCUGACUUCGAAAGGAUCCGGACGUAUCUAGUGUCACAGUACGAUUGGGAGGAUGAGGAUAAAAUAUGGCUCAAGAAAGAUAUAUUGAUUGCCGUGAAUGAGGCGCAAUGCCAUGCGGCAAAACAACUUGAAAUCCGCCCUCUUUCAAACGAACAAAUUCGAAAAUCCAUAAUUGUGUUACUUCAAGGUUCAACCAGUGGCGAAGAAGUUGCGGUGAUUUUUCCAAGUGUAAAUAACAAAUUGGCUGUUUUCAGUUUAAUAACUUUGUUGAUUCCGAAUGGGUUUUUGUCGAUCAAUUGCUUUAGUGCCUAUUGGGAUUAUCGGAGCUUGAUUGAAGAAGCGGUAGUAUAUGGAAACAUUGGUCUAAUCGAACGUUUACUUACGCUUGGUGCUAAACUCGUUCAUCCUGGUCAUAAUGCUUUACUGAAGGCAUGCGAAUGUAAGCAAAAGGAUUCCGUUUACUGGCUACUGACUAAGCAUAAUGAUUGCCUUAUGGAGCAUAUGGAAACCUAUAGAGCACUUUACCUAUUGCAGAGAAAUAAAGAAGCUGAAAUGUUCGAAUUUGUGCUGGAUAAAAUGGUGGAAUUUCGUCAAAAACGAUACACAGAAUCCAUUUCAGAAGCAUUUACAAAUAUUUGGGUGCAGCAUUUUGCCUCACCGACAUCAACUAUAGCAAUAAUGAAACAUCUUAGAAUAGGUCCCGUGCGGGACGUGAUCGAGAAGUGCAUUUCGAAGUACAAAUUGAAUCUAUUUAAGUUAACUAAUGGUAGGCCUAUAAUCAGAACCGUACUGUUCCGCGGCUUAGCGUCUAAUUACUGUUACGAAGUAAUUCGCGAUAAUCUAACCUCUCUGGGAAUGCAAUGUUUGAAUGACAAUAGUUUAUUAUUGCAUUACCUGAUUUAUCGAGGACACAUAGAAUUUCUAGAAGAAAUAUAUGCGAAAGCGCCUGACGUGCGAAAAUACUUCGAAACAGAUAUCGGAUUUACUGAAUUUCAAGAUGCCAUACGUUAUGCAAAUCUUGCACAGAUUCAGUUUAUACUCAAAUAUCACGCAGAUUUUCUAAGAAAGGAUGUGAAUAAAUUUCGAAAAGAAAUUGUUUUACAUCAAUAUGAUUCCCGAGAAUUUUCAACCAGUAUCGACGUUAUAUGCGAUUUGAUUCCCGAAUUUCGAGAAAAUUUGCAAGAUAUACCAAACAUUGAGAAGAUACGUAGCGUUAAUUCGACAGUCGCACGUAUAUGUGCUGAAGCAUGUCCUCAACAAACACAGGAAUGUAUUAACAAUUCGACAGCCGUACGUUCGGAUGUUGAUGCAUAUCUUCUACACAAAGCCGUUAGUGCAAAUAACGGUACACUGGUCGCCGAGUUACUGGAUGAUGGUUGGAAUAUUGAUUUGGAGGACAACCAAGGAAAUGCUCCCAUACAUUUUGUACAGGAUGUUGAUAUGCUCGAAUUACUCCUGAAGCGCCAUAACGAUGGAUUAGCGUUAUUGAAUCGAACCAACCACGAUGGUUACACAGUUCUGUUCACCGUAUGCUGUUCCAAUAUGAAAACAAACAAAAUACAGCUGCUGGAAAGAAUAUUAGCUAAAGGUGCUAAUGUGAAUCAUCUCACGCAGAAAGGCGAAACGGUUACAUUCAUGGCUGAAAGUUGCGAAAUGCUCGAUGUUUUCAUGAAACACAAUGCCAAUCUAGAAAUUGUUAACAACAAAGGGGAAACUGCAGUACUGCGACAGCUAUUGAAUCGCAAUGCUAAAGUAGCUAUUGCACUUUUGCUAUCAACCCACAUAUUGCCGUCUUUUGAAGAUCAUGCCUAUAAAUAUUUAGCGCCAAUGGUAAACGAAGACCACAGAUUCUUUAGUACUGAAUACCAGCCAUUUCUAACUGAUCACCCAGAAAUCUUGAAAGCUUUGCUAGAUGCUGUUUACAAACACUCUCGAGAGGAAGCUUCGCGAAAUUUUGCUGCUGUUUGUUUUGGAUCAAUAAACUUUCUCGUAGAAAAAUUUCUGGACUUUGACUAUGAUCUGGACUUCAACUGUAGAAGCUACUUUGGUCGUAUACCACUGCUUGGAUUAUUUAUGUUCGUACAUGAACGAAACGAUCACCUUGCUUAUCGUUUGCUGCAAAAAGGAGCGAAUGUAGAAACGCGUGACCAAAGGGGUCGUACGGCGUUGUUAAUGGCUGCAUCGAACUUCGGAAGCUUAAAGCGGUUUGGUCAUGGAUUGGCGGUGGUGCAAAUGCUGCUGGAUCAUGGAGCGAAUGUAAACGCAAGGGAUGAAAACGGAGAUACGGCGCUACAUCUUGCCUUUAAUGGAAAAAAUCUAGAGCUGGUCGAACUUUUGGUUCGAAACGGUGCGAACCUUAAAGUUAAAAACAUCAAUGGAAGAAUGCCCUGUGAGCAUGGAUCGCAUGCAAUCCAAGAACUGCUGUAUUUUAUGAGCUGA